Molecule: messenger RNA, 585 nt
Organism: Phytophthora infestans T30-4
Lineage: Eukaryota; Oomycota; Peronosporomycetes; Peronosporales; Peronosporaceae
Exons: 3
Coding region: 1-585 (194 amino acids)
Source: RefSeq, a predicted model, not a curated record
AUGACAAGUCGCUACAAACCGGAGCUCAUGAGGUUCAUGGCCUUCACGAACGGCGUGGCGUACAGCGGCGACUACGUCUUCACUAUGGGCGAGCUCCUUAACAUCACACCAGAUCACGUCUGUCGCUGGAUGAACCAGCAGGCUUACGGCGACCCAGAGCCAGAUGAAUCCAUGAAACCUAUUCACCGUCGCUCAAGCACGCUUGAGUUUGCUAAGAAAGCUAUAUCAUCUUUUAUGCCGCGAAUAAAUACAACAUCGGAUCCUGUGAACGAACGCGGUAACCCAACACGCUCGGACGCUGUGAACAAGCUGAUCAAGAAGGUGAAAAAGUUUGAGGUACUUCUGAACUUACUGCUUUUAGUUCGGGCUCGAUGGAAAUCGGAUGACUCAUCAUACUUGGUUAGCAGUGUGCUAACACUGCAGUGGCAUAUUUGCGCCUGGAUUGACGACAUGAUGAAGUUGCAAUUCGCAAACCUCUCACCUAACACACAAUACCCUUCCACACUACUUUUGCAGAUGCGCAGAUCAUUAUUGAUAGCCUGGAUCCCAAGAUGUGUGUACUUCUCAACCUCGCUGUCUUUAUAG